This is a messenger RNA of Cuscuta campestris, 1633 nucleotides long. The record is from the annotation of a GenBank genome assembly. Lineage: Eukaryota; Viridiplantae; Streptophyta; Magnoliopsida; Solanales; Convolvulaceae.
AUUUUGACAUUUCGAAUCAAAAAACAAAGUGAAAAAAUCAUUUACCAAACAAUGAUUCUGAUGAUUGGAUAAGUAAAAUAAAAACAAUGGAAAUAUACGGAGUCCUCCUUCAAUAAUACUCGUAAAAAACAGGAGAGAGAGAGAGAGGCCUGAUGAGAAAAAGAAUGGAUGCGGAGAGGCGAUGCGGCGAUCCUCCAGAUGUGAAUGAUGGUUGUGGAGAGUUGAAUGUUCAACGUUCGGAUCGUCACGACCGAUCGAGGUUUAAGAUAGCCUUAUCAGAUCCGAAGGUGAAGCUGUUAGAGGAGAAGACAUCCUUUCCAAAUGUAUCGAGGUUAAAGAUAGCUUCAUCAGAUCGAACUGUGAAGCUGUCAGAUGAGGAGACCACCUUUCCAAAUGUAUCCAGGCAUCGACAACAAUGUCUAAAAAAUUCCUUCUUUAACACCUGCUUCCAGUUCAUGAGAUCAUACAUCCACAAACCUUGCGCACCUAUUACAGACGAGGAAAAUGAGAUUGGCAAACAGUAUCUUGAUACCGAAUACCCCAUUUAUUCCCAUGCCUUCAAACAUGCGCCUAUUGUCUUGGUAGGCCACCAAUUGAAUGUUUUAGACUUGCUCGGUGAUAAACUCUUGUGUUUCUACAGUACUCAAAACAUUCCUAACCCUAGCAUUCAGCCCAACAACAGAUCCAGAAGUUAUGCGGUAAGCACCCCCUUAAACCUGAUGGGUAAAUACGUUAUGAUUUGUUGCGUGUUUGUUCCUUCAAUAUGGUCUUCAGCCGAUGCGCGCAUGAUUUAUCACACAUCUUUAGCUUCUCACGAGCUCGCUAGAAGAGGCGAUUUUGCGCUGGUGGUGGUGCCAAUGAUGAGGAAUGGUUUCACUCAUUCCUUCUCUGCCUAUGAACACUUCUUUUCGGGCUUUUCCUGCCUUGCUGUCCCUUUCGGUGAAUAUCUUCGCCGUGAGUACAUUUGCUCGGUACUUGGUUUUGAUGGUCAGCCUAAAGCUUUGAUUCUUGAUCCAUCUCAGAGGGUGCUUUACCAUGGCCAGCCCAAAAUGUUCAGUCAGGUUGGAGGAGCUGAGGGUGGUGCUUUUCCCUUCACUCCGGAUAGAGUGGGUGCUUAUUUACGCCAUGAACGUGGUUGGCAUGGUCACUACUCCCUCAAUGAGCUUUUGGGCCUUAGAGACACUGAUGAAAUCCAGUGCUCUGACUUGCAGAUGAGAAUCCCAUACGAAAAUCUCCCUUCAUGCGACAGGUUGAUAGCCAUUAGUGUGGAUAUAAAUGCUGCGAGAGCGGAGUUUCUACCGUGGUAUGACUAUAGUACGACCCUAAAUUUGUGGAACUAGCGACCACUGUUAUAUAGCCACCUGAUAUAUGUAUAAUAACAGCCAAUUCUUUGUUUAUUAUCGGUUCCUUCAUUUGGGCAUGUCUAGAUACAAUGACGUUACAUGUAAAACCGAGCUAGAGUGUAAAAUUUAUUGGAAUCUUUUUUUUGGUUAUCAGAUGCCUUUUUCCUCAAAUGGGAACUUUGGUUUAGGUUUUUGGUUCACAUCUUGGCAUUGUUGCAACGUGUUUUAUGUUUUUAAUUAAUUGCCCAUAUCUAAAUGAGGGAAUUGAACAUUAAACUAAUGUUUUUUCU